GCUCGUCGGGGUGCUGGUUCGCGGGGGGGAGGGGGGGGGGUUCUGCUUGUGGCUCUCUGCUGGAUGGGCUUGGGCUGGUGCAGAGAUGCCCUGCCGGCCCAGGCCAGGCGGGCGCACGCUGCCAGGGACCAGAGUUCCACAGGGCCGAGCGGUGGUGCGCGGCUGCCGGCCUCCGGGCCAUGACGCCGAGCUGGCCUCCGCGCGGGCCCGCCUGGAGCGCUGCUCCGCACGCCUAGAGGAAGAGCUGCUGCUGCUGCACCGCUGGGCGGAGGGCGCGGGGCUCCUGGGCGGCGGCGAGGCGCAGGGCAGCGACGGCCGCGGCGUGGUGCUGGAGGUGGCGCCGGGCGUCGGGGGCGCGGAGGCCGCCCUGUUCGCAGGGGAGCUCUUCGAGAUGUACGAGCGGCUGGCCGAAGAGCGCGGCUGGACCUUCGAGUCGGAGGGCAACGCGGGGGGCUCGCAAGGCUACACCGCCAGGAUCUCCAGCGCCCCCGGCGCCGACGAGGACGGCCCUUUCGGCUGGCUGCGGUGGGAGGCUGGCGUGCACCGAGUGCAGCGGAUUCCCGAGACGGAGAAGAAGGACCGGAUGCAGACGUCGGCGGCGACGGUGGUGGUGCUGCCCAUGGCGGAGGAGGCGGAGCUGUCGUUUGCACCCGGUGAGGUGGUGAUGGAGGUGAGCAAGAAGUCUUCCGGGCCAGGCGGUCAGAGCGUCAAUGCCUCUCACCAGGCAAUCCGGGCGAUCCACCUGCCUACGGGGAUGAGCGUGCGGUGCGUCGCGUCGCAGUCGCAGUUUGAGAACCGCAAGGGCGCCCUUGAGAUGCUGCGGACGCGGCUGCUCGCCAAGCAGCAGUCCGCCAAACACCGCGAGACCUCGAGCAGCCGGAAGGAGCAGAGGGGCACCGGGGACCGCUCCGAGAAGAUCCGGACCUACAAUUUCUCGCGCGACGACGUGAUCGACCACCGGCUCGGGAAGGGCGACGCGCGGAGCGCCUCCGACGUGCUGUUCGGCGCCGGCCUCUGCGCUCUGCUGGAGGAGCACCGGCUCCGCGCGCGCGCGGCCCGCGCCGCGGACGCCGUCGAGCUGCUCUGCGCGCGGCUGUGCCCGGAGUGAUGGGCCCCCCUCCCCCCUCCCUCCACCCCCUUGCGCGCGCCGCCGGCAUCGAGUGCUCAGAGGUGACCCUGGCCAAGGCCCAGACCUCCUGCUCGCAAUGGUCUGCCGCCGGGGGCUCUCGCCAGGCCCUGGGGCCGUCAAGAAACGGCCCAGGAUGAGAAGCGGGGAAUGGUUGCGGACCUCUGGGGGUCUACGUCGUGAAAAGAUCAUGGCGUGGAGGGUCUGAGGAGAAGGCCAUGGCCCAAAGCCGGCCACAGCCUUCCCCAGGCAGUUCCAGAUCUCAGACGACCAGGUCACCUCAAUGAGCGCGAAGAUAGUCGCGAUGCGCGCAUCACGGACUGGGCCAGAGAUGCGCCCUUGCGAGGGUGCAAAGAUAACCGCGCUUCGUGGGGCGCGAUGCGCUAUGCUUAGUGACUCAGAGCGAGCUCCAGCGCACCUCUCUCGAGACUCAGCCUCAGGGGCCUCAGAAUGGCAACGAAGUGAUGGGGACACUUUGGUUGUCUUCAAUCUUCUUAACAGUAUUAAUCGGCCUCACUCCUGGGCUUAACCCGGUUUACUCAGCUGAAUGGACCUUGUAUUGGGUUGCUUAAUCCAGCUGGUUUAGCUUUGAAUCGUCCUUACGCAGACCUCACAAGAGUUGCCUCCGAACCUCUGGCACCCCCCAGCGCCAGGCCUGGCAGGAGGCGCAGCCGCGGAGCUGCUCCUGCCCCCCGCCGAUCGGCACCCGCCCGUGCGCGGCCCUGCUGGCGGAGCGCCGGCGUUUCGCGCGCGCGCGGGGCGCGCCGCGGGGGCCGUCGAUCAGGGGCAGCGCCAGGCCCAGACCCCCUCGCGUUGCGAAA
This is a messenger RNA of Prorocentrum cordatum, 1947 nucleotides long. The record is from the annotation of a GenBank genome assembly. NCBI's taxonomy places the organism in Eukaryota, Dinophyceae, Prorocentrales, Prorocentraceae.